Messenger RNA from Canariomyces notabilis, 737 nucleotides. RefSeq lists its product as uncharacterized. Lineage: Eukaryota; Fungi; Ascomycota; Sordariomycetes; Sordariales; Chaetomiaceae. The coding region runs from base 235 to 543 and encodes 102 amino acids. The record is from RefSeq and is a predicted model, not a curated record. The transcript has a single exon.
UGAUGUGAUGCUCUUUGCUCCUUAGCACGGUUUGCAACGUAGUUGUAUCUUUCCCAUCAAACAAGCGUACCGCCGCUACGAAGCCUUUCUCGGUAGCAUACCAGAGCGCUGUUCGGUCGUGUUUAUCCUUGAUGUUCAGGUCGAUGCCGUCCAUUCUGAGAAAGUUGCCUCACCACAUCUUCCUUCCCUUCCUCGACAGCCCAUGAGAGUGCCGUCCGGCCGUCGUGAUCCCUGAUGUUCACGUCGAUGCUGUCCUUUUCGAGCAGUUGCUCCACCAUAUAUUCCUGCCCUUUAUCCGCAGCCCAUGAGAGUGCCGUCCGGCCGUUGUUAUCCCUGAUGUUCACGUCAAUGCCGUCCUCUUCGAGCAAAUAUGCUACUAUACCUCUAUUCCCUUCCCCCGCAGCCCAUGAUAACGCCGAUCGACCACUUUCGUCCCGUCCGUUUAUAUCCUCACCAUCCUGUAUUUUUUUUUGCACCAAAUCAAGGUCGCCUUUUUUUGCGGCUCUAUGUAGAGCCAUCUUUGACAUGCCUCUGGGCUUAUGAAUGCCGCAAGAAAACCAGAAUUCUAAAUUUCAAGAAUAAUAUGACUAUGGAUGGUCUGAUUGUAGUCAGUGGUGGAGGCAUGCCACCGUAGCUUGGAGAGUGGAGUGCGCUGUUUUAUCGGGUUGGGGUUCGGCCGCCCGCCCGCCACCUAACAGAGAGACAAGGAUGCAGCAAGCCACAUGCAGCACGGCCCG